This is a messenger RNA of Miscanthus lutarioriparius, 2214 nucleotides long. NCBI's taxonomy places the organism in Eukaryota, Viridiplantae, Streptophyta, Magnoliopsida, Poales, Poaceae. The record is from the annotation of a GenBank genome assembly.
AUGGCGUCUCGCGGCAGCAAACAGCGGCAGCCGCUCCUCCACUCUCCCACGCCCACAGCCGCCAACGGUGGCGGCGCAGCCGGGAGGCGCAGGUUCCUCUCGUUCCUCGCCGUCACGGCAGCUCUUGUCGCGUCCUACCACCUCCUCGUGCCGACCAAUUCGUCGCACUACCACGCGCUAUUCCUCUCCCUCGGCUCCAACGCCACCGCGGCCGCCCACCUCCGCGCGCUCACCCUCCGCCCCCACGUCGCUGGCACCGAGGCCAACGCGGCCGCCGCCCGCUACGUGCUCCAUGCGUUCUCCUCCCUCUCCUUCCCAGCACAUAUCACCCCUUACUCGGUGCUCCUCUCCUACCCCGUCCACCGCUCCCUCUCCCUCGCCGCGGCGCCCGGCCUUGCCGCCAGGCCGUUCUCCUUGGUGCAAGAGACCUACGAAGGCGACCCGUACGCCGAGGCCGCGGCGGAGGUCCUCCCGACGUACUUCGCCUACUCGGGAUCCGGCUCCGUCACCGCCGAGGUCGUCUACGCCAACUACGGCCACAACGAGGAUUAUGCCUACCUCGCCUCCCGCGGGGUCGACGUCGCGGGCAAGGUCGCGCUCGUGCGGUACGGUGACAUCCACUGCGAGGACAUGGUGCGGAACGCGCGCGCCGCGGGCGCCGCCGCCUCUAUCGUGUACACCGAUGCCAAGGACUUCGGCGGGAGCGCGGCGAAGGGGGAGAAGCGCAAAUGGUUCCCCGACGCGCGGUGGCUGCCGCCGACAGGCGUGCAGGUUGGGACCCUGUACUACGGGAACGGCGACCCGACCACGCCGCUGUGGCCGUCGUGCGCGGCUGGGGACGACUGCGAGCGGCUGAGCAUGGAGGAGCUGGACGGCAGCGAGGCGAUGCCGGGCAUCCCGGCGCUGCCGGUGUCGGCCAGGGACGGGGAGACGAUCCUCAAGGCGAUGGGCGGCGACGUGGCUCCGCCGAAGUGGCAGGGCGGCGAGGGCGCGCCCGUGUACCGGCUCGGCCCCGGCCCGGCCGUGUUGAAUCUCACCUACAUUGCAAACGAGACUUUAGCAACCAUCGAAAAUGUGUUUGCGGUGAUAGAAGGAAAAGAGGAGCCUGACAGAUAUGUGAUCAUAGGCAACCAUCGUGAUGCUUGGACGUUUGGAGCAAUUGAUCCUAACAGUGGAACGGCAGCCAUGCUUGAGAUCGCGGAGAGGCUGUCCAAGCUACAAGCGAAAGGGUGGAGGCCUAGAAGAACAAUAAUCCUGUGUAGUUGGGACGCAGAAGAGUUUGCCCUGAUAGGAUCUACUGAAUGGGCCGAGGAGAACAUGGACACUCUAGCUUCGAGAGCUAUAGCUUACCUGAACGUGGACAUAUCAGUGUUUGGUCCUGGGGGUCUUAGACCCCGUGCAACCCCUCAACUUGAUGAAUUGAUCAGAGAAGCAAGUAAAAUGGUACCAGAUCCCGAUGAACCAUCUCAAACCUUGUAUGACACCAUGAUGCGAUAUCAUCCACCGAUCACUAGAGUGGCUGGUGCUGGAACAGAUUUUGCAGCAUUUGUCCAGCAUAUAGGGGUCCCGUCACUCGACAUGUCUUAUGGACUGUUUGAAGAAUACCCUGUUUACCACUCGCUGUAUGAUGAUUAUGUUUGGGUGGAGAGGUUUGGAGACCCCUUGUUCCACAGGCAUGUUGCAGUGGCCAGCGUUUGGGGUUUGAUUGCACUGAAACUUGCUGACGACGAGAUCAUACCCUUCAAUUACGUCUCUUAUGCGUCCGAGCUGGAGGAGUGCACAAAAGAUAUCGUAGAUAAAUGUAAAGGAUUUCCUGUCAGUUUCUCUCCUUUGCAGAAGUCCAUCAAGCAGCUCGAGAGUGCUGCCACCAAAAUUUACAAAGAGAAGAAGUUGCUGCAAGCAGAAAACUGGAGCCUAAAGACAAGGCAGUACACACUGAAAGUCAGGGAGAUGAACGACCGGUUGAUGAUGGCCGAACGAGCGUUCACCAACCGAGAAGGACUCGCCGGGAGACCAUGGUACAAGCAUAUGAUAUAUGCAUCAUCGGAUCAAGACGACUGGGGGACCAAAGCCUUCCCUGGUAUCGUCUCGGCCAUGGACAAGGCUAAGAAGUCCAACACAACUGAGACAUGGCGAUCGCUGCAGCAUGAGAUUUACAGGGUUGCAAGGGCUGUGUCCAAGGCUUCUGCAGUCCUGGAUGGUAAACUAACAUGA